AAAACAACAGUUGUCAGAUGUUCAAAAGCAAGGGCGACGUUGGGCGUGAUCUAACGUUGUAUUUCUGCGCGUAAGAGGUAAUGAAAGAAUUCGAGUCCAGCACAAUGCUUGCAACUGCAGGAGAUACCGUGAAACUAUGGAAUACCCAAAAUUAUUCUUUAUACCAAGAGAUACCUUCUGUCAAUGGACGUGUUAUUGGCCUGACCUGGAAUCAAGAUGGGCAGUGCCUUGCUGGCUUGGGGGAGACUGGUGAAGAGAUCAUUUUAUCUGCUAUUAAUGCCAAAUCGGCAGCUAUGAUUGGGGUUGUCAGAGGAGUGGAUUCCCCAUCAUGUGUUAAGUUUGCCAGUCGAUCUCCACAUUAUUUAGGGAUUGGAUCCAAAGAUGGAUCUGUGGCUAUAUGGAAUGUGAAGUCGCAAGCACAAAAGAAAGUAUUUGCUAUCACAGACACAAGCAUCACAAAAAUAAGCUUCAGCCACAAUGACUCACAUAUUGCAGCAGCCUCCAAAAAAGGAGCAAUCUUUCUCCUUUCUGUUGUCAAUAACUCUUCAGCAGGACCGUUCAAGGUCUUUGAUAAUAAGGCUAUAACAGACCUAGUAUAUAGCAGAGCAAAGAAAUCUCUGCUAGGGUGUUGUUCAGAGGAAGGCUCCGUGUCCUUGUUUGAUUCGCAUGCCAACAAGGUGAUUCACUCUUUCAAGGGAGCACAUUCUUCACCAGCUGCCUCAGUGUCCUUUUCUCCAGUCAACGAACUGUUGAUGAUAUCUGUGGGUUAUGACAAGAAAUUUGCUUGUUAUAAUGUACAGACAAAGCAGCCCCUGAUGACUCACCGCAGUUCAGCCCCCCUCACCAGUGCAGCCUUCCUCAGUGGUGGCCAGCAAGUCGCACUGGGCACCAUGACUGGACAAGUAUUUAUUCACGAUCUGCGCAGUCUUCGCACACCCUUGGCUACCAUCUCAGCUCACACAAAGGCUGUUACCAGUAUCCUUGUGCAGCCAGCGACCCGAACAGCAUCUGAGAGCAGUGCUGGUGGUGUGAAAAAGAACACUAGGCAGAAGAACAAUUUAGAAGCCCUAACAUCUCUCAAAACAUCCAAAUCAUGCUCGGACCAGCCAUCUGAGGGAUCACAAGUGGAUGCAAGUGUCAAGAAGAAAACCACUUUGGCUCCAGGAACUUCAGUGGAUCCUUCUCAUGAUGUGUUGUCACCUGAUGUCUUUUCUCCAAUCAGGUCCACAGAGCACCCAGUGAAGGUGAAUAUUGAACAAGUUAAGAAGUUUUCCUCCUUAGAACGACAUAGUUCAAGAGAUUCUCUUGGUAUGGAUGAUGUUUUAUCUCCAGUGCGGCCAAUAACACAUGCUCCAGAAACAGUUGCUUCACCUCACACUUUAGUUGUAACAUCUCACAACCUAGAUGAUGAUAUCUUUUCUCCAGUAAGAGGAGCAUCUAGUAAUACAGCACUGCCAAAGAUUUCUGCUGGAAUAUUGGAAUCUUACAGAGGACAUGAUUGUGAAGAUGACCUACUAUCUCCAAUCAGAUACAGAAGUAAUUUCAGGCAGCAGCCUGGUAGUGCAGGAACUGCAUCACCAAAUAUACCCCAGAUUACCACCAGUGAUGACUUAUUUGAAGAAUUACCCAUUUCUCAGAAUGAAAAUUCUAAAGACAAAGAAAAUGUCCAACCCUCAGAUGCAGGCAAACUAAAUAAUAACGCAAAUGCCUAUAAUAAAGGAACACCUGUUCGAGCAGCCCAUUUAGAGGAAGCUUCACCUGCCAGUGUUCUUUCUUUACAUAAUCAAGUUAAUGAUGGCAAAGUCAAGAACAUAUCAAGUGCCAAGAAACCUGAUAGUAUAAUCACAUCUGAAACCAAGAUUAUGCAAAAUGUAACUACAGCUGAGGUGUCUAAAACUCCAGAACUAAUGAAUCCACUUAUCAAACUCAGCCACUCCAGAAAGACUGAAUCUCCAGCAGACCUCCCAUCACAGUCUGCAAAGUUUCAUGUAGAAGAAGCAACAACUCCCAGCAGGUAUCAAUACACAAGAUCAUCACCACCUCACAAGCGAGCCUUCUUGCGACCAGUGCACACAAGCGAUCUCUUUUCUCCUGCUGAUAGCACAGUGGACCAGAUUCAAGUUGGUGGUACACCUAAGCAAGAUUUAUCAGCAGAUGUACCUAAACUUGGUAGCGAUGGAACUCAUGUGCUGCAAGUUGAUUUGAUACGUAACUGCAUGGCAGAAGUUCUUGAAGAAUUUCAAGAUGACAUUAAUCGCCGUCUAAUGCACUUGCAGUGUGUGGUCAUGAAACAGUUUUUGAAACAGCAGGAAAUAAUGGAACAACUUCAUCGGCAGUAUUCUUUAAAUGAAGACUUGCUUCAAGAAAAUGAAAAAUUGCGGCAGGAGGUCAAACACUUGAAGGCAAAUUACUAGAAAUAUAGGAAACAUGUCUGCCAUUUUGAUCUUGUAUCUCUUGUCUGUUUUUAAGCUUUUAAUGUCUAAUUAUUGAUAUAUUUUAUUAAAAGGAUGUAAAUAAGAAGAAAAACUAAAAUAUAAUAUAAAGCUAUAAAUUCACUUUCAAUAUCCUCUUUUGAAAUUCAUUUUUAUAUCAUGUUUCUAAAUCAUUAUGAACAGGUUCUAUGAAAGCUGGUCAGCUAAGAUGUAUCUGAU
This is a messenger RNA of Penaeus chinensis, 2651 nucleotides long. It is a transcript of the gene Grip71, whose product is annotated as protein NEDD1-like. Gene Ontology annotation, biological process: mitotic cell cycle; microtubule nucleation. NCBI's taxonomy places the organism in Eukaryota, Metazoa, Arthropoda, Malacostraca, Decapoda, Penaeidae. Gene Ontology annotation, molecular function: gamma-tubulin binding. Gene Ontology annotation, cellular component: pericentriolar material; ciliary basal body; centriole. Bases 81 to 2414 code for a protein of 777 amino acids. The record is from RefSeq and is a predicted model, not a curated record. The transcript has 14 exons.